Aphanomyces astaci is the source of this 1398-nucleotide messenger RNA. RefSeq lists its product as hypothetical. The record is from RefSeq and is a predicted model, not a curated record. Gene Ontology annotation, biological process: ribosomal large subunit biogenesis. The transcript has a single exon. NCBI's taxonomy places the organism in Eukaryota, Oomycota, Saprolegniomycetes, Saprolegniales, Verrucalvaceae. Gene Ontology annotation, cellular component: preribosome, large subunit precursor. The coding region runs from base 99 to 1295 and encodes 398 amino acids.
CUUGGAUAUUGUAUACGCAGGGCUGAGACACGAUUAAAAUAGUGUGCUGCGAACACAGAAGUUGAAGCUCCCAUACAUAUUCGGAGUUGGAGAGCACCAUGUUGACGUGCACGGCAUGCCGCGAAGAGUUCGCGACGUAUGAGCUGCAGAAGGAACACUUCAAGCUGGACUGGCAUCGGUACAACCUCAAGCGCAAGGUGGUGGGGUUGCCGCCCGUGUCGGUGGAGCAGUUCUUCGCCCGAAAGGCCGACGGCGCGCCGCAGAAGGUGGAGGAACCGGUGUUGCAAGCGUUCAAGUGCCACAACUGCAACAAGUCGUUCUCGAACGUGAAAGCCGUGGACAACCACAAAGCCACAAAGAAGCAUCAGGUGGCUGUGAAGAAGGCCGACAACGUCGAGACCAUCACGUCCAAGGUGAUUGCGAAGGCGGUCGAAGAUGCACCUGUCGACGAAGAAGCGGCGACCACCGAGGACGACGACGAAGGAGAAGACGUGGACCUGAACAUCCAGCACUGCAUGUUCUGCUCGUUCGAAGCCGACUCGCUCGAGACCAACCUCACGCACAUGCAGAAGUCGCACGGGUUCUUCAUUCCCGACUUGGAGUACCUCGAGGACCUGGAAGGAUUCGUCACGUACUUGGUGGAAAAGGUCAAGCUGGGCCACGUGUGCCUGUACUGCAAUGGAAAGGGCAAGGCGUUCCGAACGUUCCAGGACUGCCAAAAGCACAUGAUCGACCUAUCGCACUGUAAACUCGCGUACGAAGAGGGCGUCGACUUGCACGAGUUCGACGACUUUUACGACUUUACGGCGUCGUACGAUGGGGUGGUGGCAGCUAAGCAGACGUCUGCUACCGCCCACGGCGACGACGACGAGUGGGAAGACGUCGAGGAAGACGAAGAAGAAGAAGAUGAACUGGCUGGCCUCGAAACCAUCUCCAUCUCGGACACAGGCAACAUGGUGCUCCCCGACGGCCGGCAAAUCGGCCAGCGCGAGCUCCGCCGCUACUACAAGCAGCGCCACCGUCCCGAAGAAGCGCGUGAUAGCGUGCUGGCCCAGACCAAGGAGCGGCUGCUGCUGUGCUACCAGCUGGCGGGCAUCGACAUGAACUCGACGACGCUGAGCGUGUCGUACGCCAACAAGUUUCUGAGUCGGCGCACCGGCAACAUUGCCGAGGCGCGCAACAUUCAAGAGUCCAAGAGCGUGCGCCACAAGUUCCAAAAGCACAGAGAACGCCUUGAGACGCGGAGCCACAAGCUGCAAAAGCACCCGAAUCGAAAGGAAAUGGUCACCGUCUAACGACAUACACUUUGAAAACGAAUAUACUAUGAAAUAUGAUGAAAAGUGAUUGCAUCCUGUCGGCUACUACUACUUGAAAUAUUAAUCGAUGUUUGACAUUCCA